AUGGCCCUUGUUGAGUCUGUUGUAGAACUCCUUCUCCAAAAACUCGCUGACCCACUCAUUCGAGAAGCCAUUUUAUUACAUGGGGUUGGUGAUCAAGUCCAAUGGCUCGAGGACGAAUUUGGGCGGAUGAAACGUUUCUUGAAAGACGCAGACGCCAAACAAGAAGGAGAUGAAAGAGUAAAGGGCUGGGUGGGGGAUGUGAGAGAUGUUGCAUAUGAUGCUGAGGACGUCAUCGACACCUUUGUCUUCAAGGUAGCAAACUUGAGGCGAACUGGAUUUGUGGGCUGCAUUAAAAGGUACGCUUGCAUCUUCAAUGAAUUGUUAGCUCGCCAUCAGGUGGGAUGGAAGAUCGAGCGGAUAAAGGGUAAAAUCAGUGAGAUCUCCGAAAGCAGGUUGACAUAUGGAAUUGAAAAUAUAGGCGAGGGAGCAGGGACGAGCUCUGCCGAUGCUGAGGACGUCAUCGACACCUUAGUCUUCAAGGUAGCAAACUUGAGGCGAACUCGAUUUGUGGGCUGCAUUAAAAGGUACGCUUGCAUCUUCAAUGAAUUGAUAGCUCGCCAUGAGGUGGGCUCGAAGAUCGAACGGUUAAAGAUUAAAAUCCAUGCGAUCUCCCAAAGUAGGUCGACAUAUGGAAUUGAAAAUAUAGGGCAGGGAGCGGGGACGAGCUAUGCCGGUCGAAGCCACCAAGAAUGGAGGCGCACUUCUCCUUAUGUUCAAGAACCAGAUUUUGUUGGUUUUGAUAAUGACUUAAAGGCAUUGGUAACGCAGCUGACUAAUGAAGGAGAGCUGCGACGUUGUGUUGUUUCUGUAGUGGGAAUGGGUGGUCUGGGUAAGACCACUCUUACCAGGAAAGUUUAUAACACUGAUAGUGUUAAGAAACAUUUCCAUACUCAUGCAUGGAUUUCUAUAUCACAACAGCCUUCUGUGAAAGAUAUUUUGCAGGUCCUUGUAAGACAUUGGAUGGUGGUAUCCGACAAUACAGCAGAGAAAUUGCACAUUGCUGAGCUGAGGGACAAGAUUUCCGGGUAUCUGAUAGACAAGAGAUACUUGGUGGUCUUGGAUGAUAUAUGGAAAAGGGAAGCAUGGGAUGCUUUGAAGGAUGCAUUUCCGGAUGUGAAAAAUGGCAGUAGGGUCAUGCUCACCACACGAAUCAAAGACCUUGCUUCAUAUGCAGAUCAACAAAGAGAGCCCCAUGAACUUCGAUUUCUAACCAAUGAAGAGAGCUGGGAUUUGCUCUGUAAAAAAACAUUCGUAGGACAAGAUGGUGGUUGCCCGCAGGAUUUAGAGAAGCUGGGAAGAGAGAUUGUUGAAAAAUGCCAUGGUCUCCCUCUUGCGAUUGCAGUCGUUGGAGGACUCUUAUCAGGAAAGAAACUAUUUAACGAGUGGGAGAAUGUAUGCAAGAGCAUCAGCUGGCAGUUAGGCCAGAGCGAAGUCCAAAUCUCUAGCAUAUUAUCUUUAAGCUAUAAAGAUCUGCCUUAUGACUUAAAACCCUGUUUUCUCUACCUGGCCAAAUUUCCAGAGGACUACGAGUUCAAAGCCAAGGAAUUGAUUCAACUGUGGGCCGCAGAAGGGUUUCUUAAAGAAAGAGGAGAACUAACAUUGGAAGAGGUUGGAGAAGAUAACCUGAUGCAGUUGGUUCAGAGAAGUAUGGUUCAAGUGGCAAGAAGAAGUUCAAGCAAGGGUAUCAAAAGUUGUCGCAUCCACGAUCUUUUGCGUGAUCUGUCCAUAUCAGAAGCAAAGGAAAGCAAGUUUCUCGAAGUUCAGUUUCUCAAAGUUCAAGAUGACAAUGGCAAUGCUACUCCUGCAGCAUCUAGAGCCCGUCGGCUUGCAAUUUACAUCAUUAGCAGAGGCGAACUUCACCCAAAGGAGUGGAGAGUGGAGGAAGGAGCUAUGCCAAGUCUUUUACAUUUACGGAUCCAUGACUGCAAGCAAUUGAAGAAGCUUCCAGAAGGACUGCAACAUGUGACUACCCUCAAGAAAUUGGAGUUGUGGUCGAUGCCUGCUGAAUUCAAAGCAAGGGUUGAAGAAGACAGACGUGAGGAUUGGUAUAAGAUCCGGCACAUACCCUCCAUCGACAUACACGAUUCAUACAGGAUUGGAAGCUAAGCAGUCGGACUUUCUAUCAUUAUGAGAGGGCAACCAUCGAGAGGUUAGACAGGAGCUUUGAGUAAGAUUUUUGGAGCAUCUUUCGUUUAUGGCAUAGUGUAUUAAAUCAAAGUUUGGAUUUCAGAACUACUAGCCCCACUUGCUUCAUGCAUCAAGAUACUUGGACUGAAUGCAUUUGAAGCCUAUACUUCCUGUUUUAUCAAUUAUUAUUCUAACAUAUAACUUUUAGGUUCUAAUCAUAAAUUUCAUUUUCCAGGCAUUUUUCUGACAACAGAGAUUGCAGUGACCUGCAUAUACUAUGUGACGAGACAAAGUGAAGAAUGGUGGAAUGGUGACUAGACAGUAAUGAGAUGUUUGGAUGAUCAUUUGUAUUUGUAACUCAAGGGUUCAUGUACUUUUUGUUUGAGAUCUUUCAAUAAGGAACCAUGCACUAAUAUUCGUUACAUGCUCUGCAUUUUAAUUUGGGGAAAUUGCUCAUUAGUGUUUGACUUAUUUCACUGUAUGCAUUGUUUGCCUGUAAUAUGUUAGUUGAAAACUGAAAUAAGAAGCAAUAUCUUUAAUGUA
Molecule: messenger RNA, 2670 nt
Organism: Magnolia sinica
Lineage: Eukaryota; Viridiplantae; Streptophyta; Magnoliopsida; Magnoliales; Magnoliaceae
Product: putative disease resistance protein At1g50180
Exons: 3
Coding region: 1-2106 (701 amino acids)
Biological process (GO): defense response to other organism
Molecular function (GO): ADP binding
Source: RefSeq, a predicted model, not a curated record